CUCUCUUCUAUCCGCAGCUGCGGCUUUGCAUCCCCACCUCUCGUGCUCCUCCCCGGCCUCACCACCUCAACAAACAUGGAGGCCUUCCUCGCCAGCUUCUUCAGGGCGCCUCCCCGCUGCGGCCCCGCCGCUCGGGCUGCUCCGGCUGUCCCCGGCCUCCCUCUCUUUCACGGAAGGCGGCGCAGGCGGCCGUCCUCCUCCGUGGUCUGCAUGGCGGAGCCUUAUCUCAUAGCGAAGCUGGAUUCCGCGGAGAAGGCCUGGAAAGAAAUGUCGGUUAGGUUAGCAGAUCCUGACAUUGUCUCAGAUCCUAGUGAGUACCAAAAACUUGCGCAGUCUGUUGCUGAAUUGGAUCAGGUUGUGACUACAUACAGGCAGUUUAAGGAUUGUGAGAAGCAACUUGAAGAGACAAAAGCUUUGGAAAAAGAGAACAAAGAUGAUCCUGAUAUGGGUGAGAUGAUAGCUUCAGAGUUGGAGGCUUUAUCUAACCAGCUUGCAGAGCUUGAGGAAAAAUUGAAGUUACUACUGCUUCCCAGUGAUCCUCUAGAUUCACGCAACAUCUUACUUGAAGUAAGAGCAGGUGCUGGCGGUGAUGAAGCUGGAAUUUGGGCUGGUGACCUUGUACGCAUGUAUCAGAAAUACUGUGAGCGCAACAAUUGGAAGUUUAAGCCGGUUUCUUGCUCGGAAGCAGAAAUGGGUGGAUACAAGACAUAUGUGAUGGAGGUUAAGGGCAAACAAGUCUAUAGUAAAUUGAAGUUUGAGUCAGGUGUGCACCGUGUUCAACGUGUUCCCCAGACAGAGACUAUGGGACGUGUUCAUACAUCAACAGCGACUGUAGCUAUUAUGCCAGAGGCUGAUGAAGUCGAUGUGAUUAUUGAUCCAAAAGAUAUUGAGCUUAAAACGGCAAGAUCUGGUGGAGCUGGAGGGCAGAAUGUUAACAAAGUGGAGACGGCUGUUGAUCUUAUUCACAAACCUACGGGAAUACGGAUAUUCUGUACAGAAGAGAGAUCACAGCUUCAAAAUAGAGAGCGGGCAUUUCAAUUGUUGAGAGCAAAACUUUACGAGAUAAAAUUAAGGGAGCAACAAGAGUCAAUAAGAAACCAGAGGAAAUUGCAGGUUGGUACUGGUGCUAGAUCUGAGAAGAUAAGGACAUACAAUUACAAGGAUAACAGAGUGACAGACCAUCGGCUGAAGAUGAAUUUUGAACUGACUAGCUUCCUUUUAGGAGACAUCGAAUCGGCUAUUCAGUCCUGUGCUACAAUGGAGCAGCAGGAGCUCUUGGAGGAAAUGGCCACUUCUGUGGGCGUGGCGAAGGUAUGAUAUGCAGAAUUGGCCCCUCAGAAACAGGCCAUCAAACUGACGAUGUGUUCAAAUGGAUGAAGAUUAAGCUGUACAUGAAGAAAUCGGACAAAACUCCACAUAGGCACAUUUGUCUGUAGUUCAUGGUCAUGGUUAAUGACCAAUGUCACAGAACAUAGCAAUGCACCAUAGCUUCCCAGCUGGUGGCAGAUUUUUGAGUAGUAGAAAAUAGACAUGCUAUACAAUAAUACAACUGCUCCAUUUUUCCUAAUUCGAUAUGCUUCAAAUAUGUUGUUUCUGUGAAAUUCUUGUGUGGUUUCUAGAUCA
Messenger RNA from Panicum hallii, 1623 nucleotides. Its product is annotated as peptide chain release factor APG3, chloroplastic. Bases 76 to 1317 code for a protein of 413 amino acids. The transcript is spliced from 15 exons. Gene Ontology annotation, biological process: translational termination; thylakoid membrane organization; plastid translation. The record is from RefSeq and is a predicted model, not a curated record. Gene Ontology annotation, cellular component: chloroplast. NCBI's taxonomy places the organism in Eukaryota, Viridiplantae, Streptophyta, Magnoliopsida, Poales, Poaceae. Gene Ontology annotation, molecular function: translation release factor activity, codon specific.